CAUUGGAAGAAGUGAUAAAGAAGAUGAAUCAUGUACAUGGUCUGAAGUAAGUAAAGAAGCUGAGGCACUCAUGCGAUUAAAUGAACAAACUUCAUGUUCAUCACCAAAAUCUGAUUAUUCGAAAGUGAAUAAAUCGUUCAAAGGAGUGAAAGACAAAGGCAAGCCAAAAUUUCCUUCCGUUUCAAGACUCAAAAGAAAGGACCCUCUUGCUUUUCUGUAUCUAAAAACGAAAGUGAUAUGUCAUUCAAGGUUCAACAAGUGCCUGAAAUGUUGAAGGCAAUUGGGCCCAGGACUGAAGAAUAUUUGGAUUCUGAGCUUAUUGAGGAUAUUCAAGGAGAAGAGGAAAAUCAGCUGGAGAUUGUUCCUGUUGACGUUAAUGAACUUGGGCAUGGAUCUAUUGAGCAGUCAAUGGCAGAGCUUUUAGAUGGCCUUCAAGAUAAGACAACUAUGCUGAGAGGAAGAUCUAAAAUGUAUCGUAGAAAAAGGCGUAAAAAGGCGCAGCCUGUUAUGAAGAUUAUAUCUUCACUUGGAGAUAGAGUUAUUGACAGUGAAAGCUCCCCUGAGCACUUAGGCCUGGGAUCGCCAAGUAAUAGCAAGCAGGCCGAUGAUCAAAUUCUGAAGCUUGAUAAACCGGAGGUAAAGAGGCAAACACUGGUAGAUCGCUUUCAAGAAGCUUUGAGUGACAGAGCCCUUGUUGCAGUGCCUAAACCAUUAAGAAUUGGAUUAUUUGGGCAACUGCAGCAGGUCGUGCAGAGUGAGAAAGAAAGUGAUACGGAAUUCUUGAAGAAUAUUGAGAAUGGAGCUAACCAAAAUGAACCAAGCUGCAUUGAUGUGAAAAUUCUUUCAAGAUAUUUGGAUGCGAAGUUGACAGUUUGCCACUGCUUGUUUGGAAACAAUGUAAAGCGCCUCCCAUGGCCAGAGAGCCCCAAGAAUACGGCGAACGAAGAAACAACAUGGACGGUUAUCUUCAAUCCAAGAGUUUGUGAUGAUGUUGACCUUGAAGUGGGCAAAUGCAUUCGUAUUCACCCCCCAUGGAAGGAGAUUCAUGUGGGGAAUGACAAAAGCAUUAUCUUAUCCGUGUAUUUCUCUGAGAUUUCAAUUUGACAAGAUACGGUUUCUCCACGACCAGGAUUGGUACGAUAUGUUCCAGCCUAACUUCAAAGUCCACCUCGCUCGAAGCUCAACAAUCAUCAAGCUUUACAUGGUAAGCGGGUUGAGUAUCAAUUGAAGGUGGUUAUCCACAACCUCCAUUCGGAUUUUGUAUUCAUGACGGAGGGAACUAUAUGCUGCCAGUGUCGGAGGGAUAUCGUCUGCUUGAACAUCGUUAUGGCGAUUCAAGUGGUGCAGCCAAUGAAGAAGUAUUUUGGCUUUGAAAUGAAUGCUGUAUUUGUGGGAUGAGUGGUUGGUUGGUGAGAUUUCUGGCUGCAGUUGGUAGCGAUCGCUUGAUCGUCAAUAGUUCUAGUGGUCCUGUAAUUCUGAUGGGAGCUGAUCCCGAUCCAUUAAAGUGUACACGAAUUAAUUGUCUGCUAAUUAACAGAUGAAUUUGUAAACCACUAUUAGUAAAUUUCGGAUUCGCUGAUUUGGCGGGUUUUAAA
This is a messenger RNA of Pyrus x bretschneideri (Chinese white pear), 1595 nucleotides long. RefSeq lists its product as uncharacterized. The record is from RefSeq and is a predicted model, not a curated record. NCBI's taxonomy places the organism in Eukaryota, Viridiplantae, Streptophyta, Magnoliopsida, Rosales, Rosaceae. The transcript has 8 exons. The coding region runs from base 238 to 1104 and encodes 288 amino acids.